Molecule: messenger RNA, 1562 nt
Organism: Drosophila hydei
Lineage: Eukaryota; Metazoa; Arthropoda; Insecta; Diptera; Drosophilidae
Product: facilitated trehalose transporter Tret1
Exons: 5
Coding region: 83-1516 (477 amino acids)
Biological process (GO): carbohydrate transport; transmembrane transport
Cellular component (GO): membrane
Molecular function (GO): sugar transmembrane transporter activity
Source: RefSeq, a predicted model, not a curated record
AGAUUUAAAGGCUACAAAUGCUUAAAGUCGCAUUCGUCGACGGGCAGUGUAAUUGCUUGGAGGUCUUCAAAUUUGUAUUCCAAUGACAAAAUUAAAGCAGUAUUCGCUCUUGAAUGAGAAGACGCGCUACCAGCUGCUGGCCACUGUCAUAGUCAACAUUAUAACAUUUGGCCAUGGCGUGGGCGUCGGCUGGCUGUCGCCCACCUUGAGCAAGAUCCAAACACCCGACACGCCGCUCGACUUUCAAGUGGACAUCGCAGAGAUUUCCUGGCUGGGCUCCAUGCUGGGCUUGGGCAGUCUCUUCGGCAACUUGACAAUUGCCUUUCUGCUGGAACGAAUGGGCAGAAAGUUUUGCAUCUACCUACUGGCAGGACCUUAUGCGGUAAGUCGUGUCUGUCAAACCCGGGCGCUUCACUCGAACAACAUGCUCUUUCAGUGUCUCUGGAUUCUCAUCUACUGCGCCUCGAAUGUGUACUACUUGUAUGUGGCUCGCUUUCUGUGCGGCUUCACUGGGGGCGCUGGCUACUUGGUGGUGCCCAUCUAUAUCAGUGAGGUGGCUGACAGCAGCAUUCGGGGGUCCUUGACUUCUAUGGUCAUGCUGUCCGUCAACUUGGGCGUACUUGUUGGCUAUAUACUUAGCACCUACCUGGCUUACCACAUCGUGCCGUUCCUGGCCAUCAUCUUGCCCAUAGCUUACUUUACAGCCAAUCUCUUUCUGCCCGAGACGGCGCCAUAUCUACUGAGACGAAGUCAAUUGAAUGCAGCUGAAACUUCCUUUAGAUACUAUCAAAAUCAGAAAAGGGGCAUGGAGCAGGUCUCCAAGGCGAACUUCGACGAACUGCGAUUGGCCAUAGACGCGCAGCAGGCACAGAGUCAUGCUGCCCUAACAUAUAGGGAUCUGAUCACCAAGACCGCCUUGAAGGCCUUCGCAGCUUCUAUCGUUCUCUCCACGGGCUAUCAGUUCAGUGGAAUCUUCAGUUUCAUCAACUAUAUGUCCACCAUAUUCGAGGCAUCGGGCUCUAUUCUGGAUGUCAACAUCUGCACCAUUAUCAUUGGCGUCGUGCAAAUUGUUGGCGUCUACACCUCGACCAUCCUCGUGGACAUUAUUGGACGUCGCAUCCUGAUGCUGAUCUCGACGUUAGGCGUUGCUCUGGGUUGCAUCGUCUUCGGCUGCUUCACAUACUCUGCCCAGUUCUACGACUUGAGCUAUCUUAAUUGGGUGCCAUUAGUGCUGAUGAUAAUAAUAAUAUACUUGGGUAACAUUGGACUGAUUGGACUGUUCUUCGUGGUGCUUGUGGAACUCUUUCCAGCCAAGAUACGUUCUCUGGCCACUUCCAUGUCGGUGGUGUUUCUAAGUGUCUUGGUUUUUGGCACAUUGAAAUUAUUUCCGCUUCUACUCCAUUAUUUUGGCAUAUCGGUCACCAUGUGGUUCUCGGCUGCUUCCAGUCUGCUGACUUUUGUAUACUUCUUGUUAUUUCUGCCAGAGACUAAAGGCAAGUCCAUGAUUGAGGAUUGAGUCUUGCAUAUUUGUGCAGGGAAUAAUAAAUUCAUGUCAACACACA